This is a messenger RNA of Oryzias melastigma (Indian medaka), 754 nucleotides long. RefSeq names its product high mobility group AT-hook 1a (gene hmga1a). Gene Ontology annotation, molecular function: transcription coregulator activity; DNA binding. Lineage: Eukaryota; Metazoa; Chordata; Actinopteri; Beloniformes; Adrianichthyidae. The record is from RefSeq and is a predicted model, not a curated record. Gene Ontology annotation, cellular component: nucleus; chromatin. Gene Ontology annotation, biological process: regulation of DNA-templated transcription.
AGAAUAAAGGAGGCAUGUGUUUACAUUGGGGGAGGUCAUAGUUCAUUCACCAUUACAGUGGAGGCUGGAAUGCAGACCUACUGUUCAGCAAAAGGGACAACAAACUAAGCGCCACCUUCUAUAUUUAACCAUCUUUUUUGUUCGUUUUUUUCUCCACGUGAAAGUUCCCCUCGAUACUUUCCAACAUGUGUUUUGCGUUUUCAGACCGAAUCAAGAAAAUGUAAAGAAUCCACGCCAUAAGGAGUGGUUGGGUGGAGGGGGUUGAGCUUCUGUGGUGCUGUUGGUGGCCCCAUUUAUCAUAUCUCCGCCCUCCAGUGUUCCUGCUCCCAUGAGGGCGGCUCUUUAAAUUGGCCAAAAAUCUCCUCCUGGCUCGCGCCUUUUUUCUUUAUCUUCACGAGACCAGACGCACGUGCUGCAUCCAGGACACCGUUGGAAUAAUCUUCUUAUCCUGCUGGUUCCAAGAGCUAAAGUAAGCAUGAGCGACAAGGGAACCGUCUCGCCGAAAGAGAAAGAGGCGGCAGAGAAGAGAGGGCGUGGAAGACCCCGUAAGCAGCCCCAGGAACCGAGCGGAUCCCCGACUCCAAAGAGGCCCAGAGGACGACCAAAGGGCAGCAAAAACAAGGCGGCCGGCAAGGGCAAAAAGGCGGCAGCAGCUCCAUCUUCAGGAGGGAAACGCAGAGGAAGACCUAAGAAAGAGGAGAAGGAGGAAAAGGCAUCCCAAGAGUCAUCCGAGGAAGAAGAGGAGGAGGAGGAG